Messenger RNA from Verticillium dahliae VdLs.17, 1887 nucleotides. Its product is annotated as iron-sulfur clusters transporter atm1. The coding region runs from base 1 to 1887 and encodes 628 amino acids. The record is from RefSeq and is a predicted model, not a curated record. Gene Ontology annotation, biological process: transmembrane transport; intracellular iron ion homeostasis. Gene Ontology annotation, cellular component: mitochondrial inner membrane. NCBI's taxonomy places the organism in Eukaryota, Fungi, Ascomycota, Sordariomycetes, Glomerellales, Plectosphaerellaceae. Gene Ontology annotation, molecular function: ATP binding; ATP hydrolysis activity; ABC-type transporter activity. The transcript has 2 exons.
AUGGCUGCCGUGGACAAAUCGGCACAGGAACAGCGCAAGGCUGACUGGGCCAUCAUGAAGGAGAUGUCGCGAUACCUAUGGCCGAAAGACAGUUUCAGCACGAAACUGCGCGUCGGCGUGGCCGUGGCGUUGCUGGUCGGCGCCAAGGUCCUAAACGUCCAGGUGCCGUUCUACUUCAAGAGCAUCGUCGAUGCCAUGAAUGUUGAUGUGGGAGCCAUGGGCGGGACGGCCGUCACAAUUGCAGGGAGCAUGAUCCUCGCCUAUGGCGCGACAAGGAUAGGGGCCACAGUCUUCCAGGAGCUGCGAAACGCCAUAUUUGCCACCGUUGCCCAGAAGGCCAUUCGCAAGGUCGCCUGCAACGUCUUUGAUCACUUGCUGCGCCUUGACCUCAGCUUCCACCUCUCCAAACAAACUGGUGGCUUGACCCGGGCCAUUGACCGCGGUACCAAAGGAAUCAGCUUUCUUCUGACGAGCAUGCUGUUCCACAUUCUCCCCAUUGGCCUCGAGAUCUCCAUGGUCUGCGGCAUCUUGACGUGGCAAUACGGCGCCCAGUUUGCCGCCAUCACAGCUACUACCAUGAUCGCCUACACGGCCUUCACUGUGUGGACGACGGCGUGGCGCACCAAGUUCCGCAGGCAAGCCAACGCCGCCGACAACAAGGCUUCGACUGUUGCCGUCGACUCGCUCAUCAACUAUGAGGCAGUCAAGUACUUCAACAAUGAGCAGUACGAGGUUGCGAGAUACAACGCUGCUCUCACGGCAUACGAGAAGAGCUCCAUCAAGGUCGCCACGUCGUUGGCGUUUCUCAACAGCGGCCAGAACAUCAUCUUCUCGUCGGCGCUGACUGCCAUGAUGUACCUGGCGGCCAACGGUGUCGCUGCAGGCACCCUGACGGUCGGUGACCUCGUCAUGGUCAACCAGCUUGUCUUCCAGCUGUCGGUGCCUCUGAACUUUCUCGGUUCCGUGUACCGUGAGCUGAGACAGUCGCUUCUGGACAUGGAGACUCUCUUCAACCUGCAAAAGGUCAACGUGUCCGUCAAGGAGCAGCCCGACGCCAAGCCCCUGCUGCUGGCCAAGGGCGGCGAGAUCAAAUUCGACAACGUCACGUUCGGCUACCACCCCGAGAGGCCGAUCUUGAGGAAUCUCUCCGUCACCCUCCCCGCCGGGAAAAAGGUAGCCGUCGUUGGGCCCAGUGGAUGUGGCAAGUCCACUCUCCUACGCCUCCUCUUCCGCUCCUAUGAUGCCCAGUCAGGCCGCAUCACCAUCGAUGACCAGGACAUCAAGUCGGUCACUCUCGACUCUCUCCGACGCUCCAUCGGCGUGGUGCCCCAGGAUACACCCCUAUUCAACGAUACCAUCGAGCACAAUAUUCGCUACGGCGACAUGUCGGCGUCCCGCGAGCUCGUCGAGGCAGCUGCCCAGCGCGCGCGCAUCCACGAGAUCAUUGAGAAGUUCCCUGACGGCUACCAGACCAAGGUCGGCGAGCGCGGCCUCAUGAUCUCGGGCGGUGAGAAACAGCGCCUCGCCGUGAGCAGGCUGCUCCUCAAGGACCCGCCGCUGCUCUUCUUCGACGAGGCCACGAGCGCUCUCGACACGCACACGGAGCAGGCGCUCAUGGCGAACAUCAACAGCAUCCUCCGCGAGAAGUCGAGGACGAGCGUCUUCGUCGCGCACAGGCUCAGGACCAUCUUUGACGCCGACAUGAUCAUCGUGCUGAGGGAGGGCAGCGUGGCUGAAGUAGGAACGCACAGGGAGUUGAUUGACCGGGGCGGCCUCUAUGCCGAGCUGUGGAGUGCCCAGGAGACUCUGUUCAAUUCCGAUGGAACUAGUGCUGUGGAGAGCGAAGAGCUGGAGGAAGGACGCUCCGUUCUGCGCGAGGAGAAGUAG